AUGUAUUUGUAGUAAUGAAGAAAAAGAAAACAAAUUUACUUCAAAAAAAGCAAAAGAUUAAUAAGAAUGACAUAAUGUUGCAUUUGUUUGGCAUAAAGCCUAAUCUACAAAUAUCUCAAAGUGCAAUAUCGCAAGUAUAUAAUCUAAUUGAUGAUGACAAUUGUGGUUUUCAAUUACUGGCUAUAGCAAUCUUUAAAAAAGAAGA
Cetraspora pellucida is the source of this 205-nucleotide messenger RNA. NCBI's taxonomy places the organism in Eukaryota, Fungi, Glomeromycota, Glomeromycetes, Diversisporales, Gigasporaceae. The record is from the annotation of a GenBank genome assembly.